AUGGAUUUUGAUUUUUUUGCGGAUUUCGAAGACACCGAAAAGACCAUAGUAUUAUUUGUUCCUCCCAACGUUCACGCCAACACCCGCCAAUCCUCGGUCGUCCCUUUUCUUUCUGUCCUUUUUGGUAUAUUAAGCAAGCGCAACUUCGUCACAAUGGCCAAGGACAAGUCCGAGAAGAAGGACAAGCGCGAGAAGAAGGAAAAGCGCUCGGAGAAGGAUGGCGUCCACAAGAGCAAGAAGGACAAGAAGGAAAAGAAGGACAAGACCGUUCUCGCCGAGGCAGUAGAGCAGGAGCUUACUAGCAAGGUUCUGGAUGGAAUCGACAAGGCCGUUGCUGCCGAUGUUAAUGGAACUGCUGAGGCUGGGAUGGAUGUCGACAGCCGCCCCGUCGGCGCACUUGUGCCAUUCGCCAACCCUCUGGUUGAGGACAAGCAGGCUAAGAAGGUUCUCAAGAGUGUGAAGAAGGCUGCCGUAAACAAGUGCCUGAAGCGUGGUGUCAAGGAAGUCGUCAAGGCUCUUCGCAAAUCGCCCAUCCCCGCCGCCAACGCUGACAUCUCCAUUCCCACCGCAGUUGUCAUCCUCGCCGCCGACAUUUCGCCUAUGGACGUCAUCUCACAUAUCCCCGUUCUCUGCGAAGACCACGGUAUCCCAUAUGUUUUUGUCACAUCGCGAGCCGAGCUGGGUAACUCGGCUGCUACCAAGCGCCCGACCAGUGUCGUCAUGGUUGUGCCCAAAUCAGCCUCGAAGGGCAAGAAGAAGGACGGCGAGUCGGAAGCCGACGGAGAGGAUUUCAGCGAAGUCUUUGAAGAGUUGGCCAAGCUCGUCCAGAAAGAGUCCAAGAAGGUGAACCUGUAA
This is a messenger RNA of Aspergillus viridinutans, 855 nucleotides long. RefSeq names its product 40S ribosomal eS12 domain-containing protein. Gene Ontology annotation, biological process: ribosome biogenesis. The coding region runs from base 1 to 855 and encodes 284 amino acids. The record is from RefSeq and is a predicted model, not a curated record. The transcript is spliced from 2 exons. Gene Ontology annotation, molecular function: structural constituent of ribosome. Gene Ontology annotation, cellular component: cytosolic small ribosomal subunit. NCBI's taxonomy places the organism in Eukaryota, Fungi, Ascomycota, Eurotiomycetes, Eurotiales, Aspergillaceae.